Dermatophagoides farinae (American house dust mite) is the source of this 1725-nucleotide messenger RNA. RefSeq lists its product as uncharacterized. The record is from RefSeq and is a predicted model, not a curated record. NCBI's taxonomy places the organism in Eukaryota, Metazoa, Arthropoda, Arachnida, Sarcoptiformes, Pyroglyphidae.
CGGUCGGUCGAUUGUGUAUAUCUGUGUGUUUUUUUAGUGCUUGUUUCAUUGGUAUUGUGUAUUUUAUCCAUUCAAUUUAAUAUUAAAUUCUGGAACUAAAAAUCAUCGAUAAAUUCUUUCUUUUUUAUUCAAAAAAAAAAAAAUUUAUUAUGUUCAUUCUCAGCUACAAUUUCUAGUCGACUUUUUUUUGAAUUUCAUCAUUCAUUUUUUUACAAUUUUGUCUUUGUUAAUUACAAUCAUUGAAGAUCGUCGAUCUUUUGAUUGAAAAGAAGAAAAAGAAACAGGAGAAAAACCGGGUUCAUCGAACUUUUUUUUUCUAAUUCGCCAAUUUACCCCUUUAUUGGUCAUCGUUUUUUCUAGUAGUCUUCACGAUUUCAAAUUUCAUCAAUCAUGUUUCGUAUGAUGUUAACAAUGUUAAAUACAUUCCUAUUACCAUUGGCAAUAAUGGUCAUUAUUGUCGAUGCUAAUACUAAUAACAGCAACAACAACAACAUUCCACAUCAAAAUACAUCGGUAAAAUUGGCAAUACAACCACAAUCUUCAUCAUCAUCAUCAUCAUCGUCAUCGAUUCCGUUACAAACAUCGGCAUCAACACAAUCGAAUACGAUUAUCAAUAAUAAACCACAACAACAUCAGCAACAACAACCAACGUUAUUGACCCUUGAACAGCAACAAGAUUUACUUGAACAGCUUGCACAAUUACAAAGACAAACACAACAAUUAUUGGCAGCACAACAAUCAUUGGCUGCUGUUGCAGCUGCUGCUGCUGUCAAUAAUGGUGGUGAUGCUCAUAAUAACCAUCCAAUACCAGGUGUAAAUAAUAUUCCAACAUCCGGUUCGGCAAAUGUUGGACAUUUACAUCAUCAUCAUCAUCAACAACAACAACAGCAACAGCCAGUUAUUGCUCAACAAUUUGGCCGGCAACAUCAAUCGAUCGGUGGUAAUGGUGGUGGUCCAAAUAUCCGUUCAUCAUCAUCGCCACCGCAACAAUCACCAAACAUUGGUGUUAAUAAUAAACCGAUUCAUUUGCAAAAUACAAAUGUUAAUGGCGGAUUAGAUGGCAAUCAUGGCGGUACUGGUGGUGUCAGUGGCAAUAAUGUUCAAACAUCUACAAUGAAUAGUCUGCCACAAUCACCACAAAUUAAUUGGGGCAAAUGUCCCGAAUUAGAACCAAGUGAACAAGAAAAAUUAGCCAAAGCUAAUGUGAUAACGAAAUGUUUGGAAACCACAGCAUUACCGGCGAAUAUAACACGUGAAUCGGUUGAACAACAUCGUGAACAGAUUGCUGCUUGUGCAUUACGAUCCGAGGGUUGGUUCACACAAGAAGGUGGAUAUGAUUUUGGCAAAGCAGAAAAAGAAAUUAAAAAUAAACGUCUACAAGAAGAUUUAGAAAGUCAAGUUUUGAAUUAUCAUAGCCAAUGUCGUGUGGAAUCAGAAGAUAAAUAUCCAUCGUCCACGAAUUCAUCGAUUAUUGCUCAGAUACAACUAUACCAAGCUUGUAUGGAUUAUUUUAUAUCCGAUGUAUGUGGCAUUGAAGUGAAUGAUACGGAUGUGCCACAAUUUUAAAACAACAGACAAACAAACAAACAAACAAACAAAAUCAAAUUAUAUGCUACUCAUUAUUAAUGCACACACUUACAUAUACAAGGGAUUUUCAAUUUUCAAAUUGAUCACAUCACACAUCACACAUUAUAUUAAUUCACACACACAUAAAUCUUUUUCUUC